UCAGGCCAGUCUUGAGUGCUUUCAGCUCUAGCUCAGCCUCCAACACUCACCACCACCACUGCCACCACCAUGUCUCUGAUGAAGAAUGAGAGAGCCAUCAUCAUGUCCAUGUGGGAUAAGAUGGCUGCUCACACGGAGGCCAUUGGCACUGAGACUCUGGAGAGGCUCUUCUGCAGCUACCCCCAGACGAAGACCUACUUCCCGCACUUCGACCUGCACCACGGGUCGCAGCAGCUGCAGGCCCACGGCUCCAAGGUCCUGACGGCCGUGGGCCUGGCGGUUAAGAACAUCGACAACCUCUCUAGCGCUCUGACCAAGCUGAGCGAGCUGCACGCCUACAUCCUGCGUGUGGACCCUGUCAACUUCAAGCUCCUGUCGCACUGCCUGCUGGUCACCCUGGCCGCGCGCUUCCCUGCCGAGUUCACGGCUGAGGUGCACGAAGCCUGGGAUAAGUUCUUGUCUAUCCUGUCUUCCGUCCUGACUGAGAAGUACCGCUAAGCGGCGCCUCCACGAUCCCCUACCAGACCGGCUCCGACCCUUCUCCUCCCCUUCAUUGAACGCCGGCCUUUCCCGAAAUCCCCAAUAAAUGGUUGAAGAAGGAAA
Molecule: messenger RNA, 603 nt
Organism: Meriones unguiculatus (Mongolian gerbil)
Lineage: Eukaryota; Metazoa; Chordata; Mammalia; Rodentia; Muridae
Product: hemoglobin subunit zeta
Exons: 3
Coding region: 70-498 (142 amino acids)
Biological process (GO): oxygen transport; hydrogen peroxide catabolic process
Cellular component (GO): haptoglobin-hemoglobin complex; blood microparticle; hemoglobin complex
Molecular function (GO): oxygen binding; iron ion binding; haptoglobin binding
Source: RefSeq, a predicted model, not a curated record